This is a messenger RNA of Arabidopsis lyrata subsp. lyrata, 2235 nucleotides long. RefSeq lists its product as uncharacterized. Gene Ontology annotation, cellular component: peroxisome. The transcript is spliced from 7 exons. Gene Ontology annotation, biological process: regulation of gene expression. The coding region runs from base 1286 to 2083 and encodes 265 amino acids. Lineage: Eukaryota; Viridiplantae; Streptophyta; Magnoliopsida; Brassicales; Brassicaceae. The record is from RefSeq and is a predicted model, not a curated record.
ACUUUCGAAACCCUAGGAGCAGGCUAAGGCUUUAACAUUGGUCUUUUGGGACAUCAUCAAGUGUCCGGUUCCAGAUGGUUGUGACCCUCGUGUGAUCCUUCCGAGUAUUAAACGGCUUUUGGGGAAUAAUGGCUAUUGUGGUCCUCUCACCGUCACUGCCAUUGGCAAACUAGAGGACGUCCCUACUGACACCCUGAAAGCACUCUAUUCCAGUGGAAUCCAUCUUACCAUCGGCCCCUUGGGUUCCUACGUACGGGUUUAAUUGAGAUGGAUGAGACAGCUAAUUUUAUGGUCAUAUCCUAUUCGAAAGCCUGCCCUGGUUUAUUUAAGACUUUACAAGCGUUUGGCUACAACCCUCUCAGGCCGUUUCCAUUUCAUUCUCUUGACAGCUUAAUUAAGGAAGGUGUGUACGCGUGUUUGUCCUCUCUCAGUCUUGUUGUACGAAAUCACCAACAAAACACAUGAAUCUGUUGCCCCACAGAUUCAGGGGUACUUGAGGAGGAAACGGGUGAAUCUGCCUCAUGGCAUUUGCCUUGUAUGCCGUCAUGAUCCUCCUGCCCUCGGCUUUAAUAAUUUCAUCACACAUCUAUCUAAUGCAGACCAUAAACUUGGGGUAAUUCUCAUUGUCUACCUGUUUUUUUUUGCCUUGUUUUGACCCCAUCCCUCAUUCAUUUAAUGUUCCAGCUUACUACGACUAGGAAUACUAUGCGUCGUCCCCCGGUUGAUCUCUCCAGGGUGAGUAAGCGCUACCAAAGUCUUAAUUUUUACUUUCUUUGCCUGCAUUUGGCCACCAUGUUAUCUACUUCAAAUCCUCUUACCAGGUGCAUGUGUCUGCCUAUCUGAUUGAGCGCCAAAUGAUGAGGCUCAAACAGGGGCCCAUUCUGACAGACUUGAAGACUGCAAAGUCGGAGGGUGUCUAUUGGGACAUCAAGUUGUGUCCGGUUCCCCACGACUGUGAUGCUAUUCUUCUUGGAGAAAGAAGGCUUCUCUGGUCCUCUCACCAUCAUUGCCAUUGGCGUACUAGCAGACGUCCCUACUGACAUCCUGAGAGCACUCUAUUCCAGUGGCAUCACAUUUCAUAUCGUCCCCUACGGUUCUGCAGACAUCCCGAGCCUCAUUUUUGAGUGUUGCCAUACGAAUGGACCUCUACAUAAUAUAAUGGUCAUAUCCAAUGACGAAAGCUUGACUAAUCAGUCUGACGUGCUACAGACACCAUUUUGCAACUUUAAGCUGCUUAAUUCUCUUUAAAGCUUUUGUCUGGCAGACUCGGUGACACUUGAGGAGGAUGAUUGCAGUGAAACGGGUGAAUCUCCCUUUUGGUUUCCGAAAUUUUCCUUGCCAAAGCUUUGAUAGUUUCACCAAGCAUCUCUUUGGUAUAUACCAUCAACGGAAGUUGUCUGACCUGUUGCUCAUGAGAAGUGGACAUUGCUUGGAUGCACCACUACGUGAGCCUCUUGAGGAAAACCUGGAGGCUGUAACAUCGGUCUAUUGGGAUAUCAAGAUGCGUCCGGUUCCACCUGGCUGUGAUCCUCAUCGUGUCGGUCCGUGUAUUAAACGGUUUUUGGAGAAUAAAGGCUACUCUGGUCCUCUCACCAUCACUGCCAUGGGCGCACUAGAAGACGUCCCUUAUGACAUCCUGAGAGGAGUCCAUUCAAGUGGAAUCGGUCUUGAUUGCAUCCCCUAUGGGUUUUCAAUAUCUCUGGAACGUCAUAUUUAUGAGUUUAUGGAUUGGAAUCCACCUCCAGCUAAUGUAAUGGUCAUAUCCGAUGCAAAACACUCUGCUUCUGAUGAUGUUUUCGGGCUACAGUCGAAGGGAUACAACAUUGUUGAGCCGCCAUGUGAUUCUCAUGAAAGCUUUUUUUUGGCAGAUUCAAGGGCACUUGAGGCUUGCUGUGAAACGAGUGAAUACUUGCUGGGGGAUUUGUAUUGCUGGGUAUGCUGCCGUCAUUUUGAUAAAAAUUUCACCUUUCAUCUUGCUUGUAAGCGACAUCAACGUAAGGUAAUCAAGCAUCCUAGCCAAACCGGACGGAUUUGUUGUAUUAAUACAUUUUGUCAUUGCUUGCAAGUAGUCUUGUUGCCCUAAUCUUAAGGUAACCCCCUCCCUCUGCAUUUGUUUUUUAAGCAGUAAUUGAAAUGGUCCCAAGUUGAAGAAGAGUAGACAUGAAGUAAUAGAACUGAAGAAGGCCUAAGUUGUUUUGUUUUAAAUUGAAGAUGGUUCAAGUUGAUGUAUUUUAU